UUUGAUUUCAGAGGUUUCAUGCCGAGCACCAGUUACCGCACGGAGGACCAGCUUGCCGAGCCUUCAGCAAGGGUAGACAAGAGUCGCGAAGAUAGGGAUAAUCAGCCAGAACGGACGCAGAGAUUUGGUAUAUCUACUUACGGAAGUACUGGAUCGCAGGGACCGUACGGCGCGUCUGCCCCAGGGCUCUACGGACCGGUUAAGAUCGACCUCGGUGGUGUUCUCAUCGGCACCAUUCUAGGUUUCGGAGCUGUCAUCGUGCUGCCUAAGAUCAUACAAGCUCUCUCUUAUGGAUACGGCGGAUAUGGUCGAAGUGCAGAAACAGACCUACACCAACUAACCGAUAUGCUCAACAAGCUGGACAGUACCCUCAGUCAUUACAACAUAGACUCCUCGGCCUGCAUGCAAAGACUUGCCUGCUCAUACGUACAACUAGCUAAUGAGAAUAUGGUCGCGGGCAAUGCUACUGAUUUUGACGCUGUUUUGACUAAUCUUUCCGGUAACUCUUUAAUACGUCGCAUGCUGGACGGUACAUCGAUCUACGAGGCAAUAGCGGCGGGCAGGUCCCUCGACAACAACUGCCAGACGCUUUAUCCCAAGUGCAAGCUCGAUAAGAAAACUGUCGUCAAGAUGCUCACGCAACUGGUUCCUUCAUAAUUUUGCGAUUGCAGUUGGCAUCUCAUAAUAUAAAGUACCAAUUUCUUGUUAUACAUAAUGUCGAAAUUCAAUGCUAACGCCACCGUUCGGGUCCAAAAGUAACUUGCCACCCUUUGAAAGAUUUAGGUUGAAAGCAGUAGCUACAUUGCUUAGAUUUAAUUUUGCUAUGCGGAGCGAUGGAAUUCGAGAUAUAAAAUAUGAACAAAGGUAAGGUCUUAAAAAAUAUUUAAAGAAUCGUUAAAAUGUUCGAACGAAAAAGUUCUAAAAAAGAUGUUUUUUUAUAUUGUACUUAAAUAGUGUGCACGUACAAAUAAAAUAUCAUAACAACCUUUUUCUUAAAUAGGGUUAUUUUGAUAAUAAUAUAAGGUUACAAAAGCUGAUUGUUGUAUUAACUUUUAUAUUCUGAUGGC
Molecule: messenger RNA, 1067 nt
Organism: Hyposmocoma kahamanoa
Lineage: Eukaryota; Metazoa; Arthropoda; Insecta; Lepidoptera; Cosmopterigidae
Exons: 4
Coding region: 19-657 (212 amino acids)
Source: RefSeq, a predicted model, not a curated record